AUGUCCGACGAGGACGGCUACCAGUCCUACUGCACCAUCUGCUGCAGAGUUUUCUGCCCUUCCCACCGAGCAGGAACAAAGCCCCAGCAGCGAGCCGAGCUACAGCUCCCGGCUGCGGGCUCCAGAGCGCCCCGGGGCCGGUUCCUCUGCGCGCUGGCUCCCGGGGCCCAGCCCGUCUGCCGGGCCCACCGCUUCCCGCCCCGGCCCGCUGCCCGGCGCGGGGACCGACCGACCCCCGCCCCGCCGGGCAGCCGCCUCCCCCGGCCCGGCCCGGCCCGGCCCGGCCCCUGCGCCCUCCCGUGCGCCCAGGGCGCGCCGCGCUGGUCCUGCGCCGCCAUUCGGGGCGCGUCGCGGCUGGGAGCGGAGCCGGCCGAAGGCAGCGGGCGGGCCAUGCCGGCGCAGGUGCCGGUGACGUUCGAGGACGUGGCGGUCUAUUUCUCCCCGGAGGAGUGGGCGGCGUUAGCAGAAUGGCAGAGGGAGCUGUACCGGGACGUGAUGAUGGAGAAUUACGAGCUGGUGGCAUCUUUGGGCUCCGUGGGCCCCAAGCCCAAGGCAUCAGCUAGAAAAGCAAAGCGAGAGAAGGCGCCAUAUGUCUGGGACCACCAGUACUCAAGAGCGAAAAUCCUGAUGCUUCCAGCACAGGGGAACGACACCCCUAACCAGGAGCCGGCGACCUUCGAGGAGGUGGCGGUCUAUCUCACCACCGAGGAGUGGAAGGAGCUGAAGGACUGGCAGCGGGAGCUGUAUCAGGACGUGAUGAAGGAGAAUUAUGAGCUGGUCACGUCUGUGGGAGGCACCGUGGUGAAACCGGAGAUUGUCUCUAGGCUAGAGCGUGGGGAAGAGCCAUACAACCCCAGAGAGACACAUGUUCCUGGUCCCCACGUCAUGGGUGGUGGGACCCGGGGGACUGAUGAGGAGGGGAUGCGUCGUGAGGAAGAGCCGGCAGAGCUGGACCCGAGCGAGACGCUAACGGAGCGAGACGCAGCGAGAGUUUCCCUGGGCUCGGCCGGGACCGGAGCCAGCGCGAGGCCUGGGGGGAACGGACACGAUGAACCCCCGUGGGGUGAGAGGCGGGUCAGGGACUCCCCAGCCAGCGCUGAGCCCCAGAGCAACGGGGCCCCAGAAAGACUCCGCCCAGCGCCCGAGAGUCAGGGGGCAGCCUGGGGACGGGAGCCGUGACUGUAACCCCCAGCACAGCGGGGCCGUGUGGGGGGAGCCCUGGGCAGCGGGGGAAGCCAACAGAGGAGCACGCCGCCCCCGGGGGCGGGAGGCCCUACAA
This is a messenger RNA of Caretta caretta (loggerhead turtle), 1279 nucleotides long. The record is from RefSeq and is a predicted model, not a curated record. NCBI's taxonomy places the organism in Eukaryota, Metazoa, Chordata, Testudines, Cheloniidae.